UCACCGUGCCGACACCUUUCUUGGGUUCAGCUUUCUUUUUCUCUUUUAAUCUCCGACCAACUAGUUAGUUACUGUUCUAAUUUUCUGUUGAAUUAUGGAAAUGCCUCCCCUCCCCUGGUGUUGCAAAACACUGUUUUUUACGCCUUUCCGGAAGAAAAGGACCGAUUCAUUACCCGACAAUCUGGCGGGGAUGGUAGUGUUGGCGACUUCAAUUUUGUCAAAAAUUUGCUAAUUUCUGUCUCUUGCUUCUCUGCACAAGCCAAAGUUUUCCGUUCCUGUUUGGCCUCUGUCCUUCCCUCUCGUAUUUCAGACUUCGCAUGCGUGGCGUGCUGUUCUUUCCUCUGCCUGGUGUCAUUCAGCGAUUGAUUCUCGCGGCUUGCCUUUAGAUCGAUCCAACUUAUGUUUUAUUUUCCAAGAAAGCAGAAAGACAAAGAUGUGGACUUUCACAUGAUUAUUCUCUUACCUACCGAGCGUAGAAGGAGUCUCAUUUUAUCCCUACCAUGGAAAACCAUGUUGUGCAGAUGACUUCUUCCUGUUCUGACGAAAGAAACUGGAGCCAAAUUCAACAAAAUGAAUUGGGUAUAGCAGGAAUCUGAAGAACGGGGAAUCCUCAAAGAAGAUCCUUCCGAGCGACCUCUCGAAAAUCAGAAAGAUGGAGAAGGGCAACGUAUUGAUGCAAAAGUAUGAGCUCGGGAAGCUGCUCGGACAAGGCACGUUUGCAAAGGUAUACCAUGCUAGGAACCUCGCUGAUGGGAACAGUGUUGCCAUCAAAGUCAUCGACAAGGAAAAGAUCCUCAAAGUAGGAAUGAUCGAGCAAAUAAAGCGCGAGAUCGCAGUCAUGAGGCUGGUGCGACGGCCGAAUAUAGUCGAGCUCCAUGAAGUCAUGGCGACCAAGGCCAAGAUUUACUUUGUGAUGGAAUUCGUCAGGGGUGGGGAGCUCUUCAACAAGGUGGCCAAGGGAAAGCUCAAGGAGGAUCUGGCAAGGAGGUACUUUCAACAGUUAAUCAGUGCAGUAGAUUUCUGCCACAGCAGGGGAGUCUAUCACAGAGACUUGAAACUAGAGAACCUACUUCUGGACGAGAAUGGUGACCUCAAGAUUACUGAUUUUGGCCUAAGCGCUCUCGCCGAAUGCCGGCGCAACGACGGUCUGUUGCAUACUUUAUGUGGAACACCCGCAUACGUCGCGCCGGAGGUUAUUCAUAAGAAAGGGUAUGAUGGUGCAAAGGCUGAUAUCUGGUCGUGUGGUGUUAUUCUCUUUGUUCUGCUGGCUGGUUAUCCUCCAUUUCAUGAUCCUAAUCUCAUGGAGAUGUACAGAAAGAUAACCAAAGGAGACUUCAAAUGCCCACAAUGGUUUCCUCCUGAGGUUCGCAAGCUUCUUUCUAAGGUUCUUGAUCCAAAUCCCAACUCGAGAAUAACCAUGGCUAGGAUUAUGGAGAAUUCCUGGUUUAAGAAGGGGUUCAAGCCUGUUGAAAUUGCAAAGAAGCAGAAACAAGCUCCUUGUGAUGACAUUGAUGCUGCCUUUGAUUCCACAGCUGCUGAUUGCAGUAGUGCAGUUGAGAAGAUUCAAGUGAAACCAACUUGUUUGAAUGCGUUUGACAUCAUUUCUUUGUCUCCAGGAUUCGAUCUCUCGGGCCUGUUUGAGAAAGGAAACAAUAUGAAGCAAGAAUCUAGGUUCACAACCACCAAGCCAGCUUCUACCAUCAUCUCAAAGCUUGAGGAGAUUGCGCAGGCAGAGAAGUUCAUGGUAAAGAAGAAGGAUGGAACUGUCAAACUGCGGGGCAGCAAAGAAGGAAGGAAAGGUCAGUUAGGAAUUGAUGCAGAGAUCUUUGAAGUAACGCCUUCAUUUUAUGUCGUAGAGGUAAAGAAAUCAUCAGGAGAUACGUUGGAAUACCAGAAAUUCUGCAAUCAGGACCUCAAGCCUUCUCUGAAGGACAUAGUUUGGGUGUGGCAGGGUGAACAGCAGCCACAGCUAUAACCAUGACAUGUUUGGAUGUUCUCUAUUGCAGCAAAUGUUCAGACUCGGACUCGAAUCUCAACCCAAAUCAGGAUAGAACUCUUACCAAAGCUGUUGAAGACGAUUAUCUAUAGCAGGAAGACCAUCAGUAUUAGCAUUUCCUUCUAGAUUGUGUAAAUUAGGGAUGUAAAUACUUGUAGCCGGAUAUUGGUUCACGAUCUGCACUAGCUGCUUUUCUGUACUGCUUUUUUCCUUUUUUUUGGGUUCGAUUCUGCUUGCCACAUGUUUAGUAAGUUGAACUUAAAACCUUCAAAAUCCAGAAAGUUUAAGAGCUCAGCGGUGCUAUUGGUGUUCACGAAAUAUAAGUAUUGGUCUGCUUAACCACAGCUUGCUCAAAUAAAAAUGUAAGGUCCUGGUUCCUUUUUUUUCC
Molecule: messenger RNA, 2384 nt
Organism: Nymphaea colorata (pocket water lily)
Lineage: Eukaryota; Viridiplantae; Streptophyta; Magnoliopsida; Nymphaeales; Nymphaeaceae
Product: CBL-interacting protein kinase 5-like
Exons: 2
Coding region: 653-1975 (440 amino acids)
Biological process (GO): protein phosphorylation; signal transduction
Molecular function (GO): protein kinase activity; ATP binding
Source: RefSeq, a predicted model, not a curated record